AUGUGUGAUGAAUUUAUCUCGCUUACAGAUCACCCACUUCCGACGGGCAUACCCACAUAUGGACAACAUCCCGAUCCCCAUACCCUCCCAUCUGCUGCCGCAAGCCUUGAUUACACAGUGAACAGCCUUCUCCUCUCCUCUCUGGCCCCUUCCACCUUGCGUGCCUACCGUGGGUCCUGGCAGCAACUCCGUGCCUUCACUCUAGAACACACCGGACAGGACACCUGUCUCCCAGUUUCUACUAAACUAAUAUCACGCUUCAUAGCAUCAUUGCACCAGAAAGGAUUUGCACCAGCAACCAUAACCUCCAAAUUAUCCGCAGUCAGCUUUGUUCAUAAACUCCUCAGUCUCCCAGACCCGACACAGUCCUUUGUCACCCAAAAAUUGCUACUAGCAAUCCGGAAAAACCGUAUUCCAGACAGCUGGCUUCCGAUCUCACCCUCUAUUUUGAAGGCGCUCAUAGAUUCCUUACCUACCCUGAUUGCCCCCAACUAUGACCAGAUACUGUUCAAAGCCAUGUAUCUAUUCGCUUUCUAUGCAAUGACCCGCAUCUGUGAAAUCACUGUAACAUCUGAUUCACAGCAUACGCUACAACUCGCCAACUUGCAUUUCCGCCCUUCCCCUAACGCUCCAAUCACAGUGACCUUCACCACUUAUAAACACAGCAAACCCGGACGCCCUGCUACAAUAGCUAUCCAGCCCCAGCCGGGAAGCAAGUACUGCCCUGUGGCCAGCAUGCAGGAUUACCUCUCACUUCGGGGGAACUGUGUAGGUUGCCUGUUCCUCCGUAGUGACGGUUUUCCUGUCCCUAAAGACUGCUUCGCCAAAACCCUCAAAACCUGCCUCACAUAUUUAGGUCUAAACGCGCAGAACAUAACGCCACAUUCUUUCCGAAUCGGCGGAGCAACUCACGCCGCACAGCACGGAGUUCCAGAAGCCCUGCUGCGAUCGAUAGGCAGGUGGUCCUCCUCCGCUUACAUACAAUACAUCCGACCUUAAACAACACUGCACAGCGUUACACUACCAUGACCAUCACACGGUUUGCCUUUACACGUCUUACCUUUACCCCGAACUAUUUUAUUUGCUUCUCUGUACGAUUACCGCAACGGCCCCUGUUUUGACUAUUCUUAUGUGUCGAUUACCGCAACGGCCCCUGUUUUGAUCUUAUGUGAUUUCUUAUAUGUCACACAUUGUAACGAGGUUCUACUCAAUGUUCCUACGUGCUACAGCUAGGUUUAACACCAUGCUCGA
Branchiostoma belcheri (Belcher's lancelet) is the source of this 1251-nucleotide messenger RNA. RefSeq lists its product as uncharacterized. Gene Ontology annotation, biological process: DNA recombination; DNA integration. The coding region runs from base 1 to 999 and encodes 332 amino acids. The transcript is spliced from 2 exons. Gene Ontology annotation, molecular function: DNA binding. NCBI's taxonomy places the organism in Eukaryota, Metazoa, Chordata, Leptocardii, Amphioxiformes, Branchiostomatidae. The record is from RefSeq and is a predicted model, not a curated record.